AGUAAACAAGAGGACUUACGCCUUGGAGAAUAUGAACAAAGUGGACGCACCAUGUCGACCCGCCGCCUCUCUGAAAUUCACUAUUGACAACAUCCUCAACCUCAAGACAAGCGGGAGGAACUGUGACAGUCGUCUUCCCACCGGACUGCAGGAUGACUCGGCCACGGCGAUGCGUAAAGACGGUUUCCAGAGUCACCACGAGGAGCACGGAGCCCAGCAGAGGCAGGACCCGGGCAGCAGGCUUCACGAAAAUGAGUUGAGCACAGACUGCACCGGAGCGACGGAAUCGGUCAUCAUCAGCCGCGGAGACCCGAGGAAAGCGACGGAGGUGCGCUUCGAGAGCGGGGACAGCAGCUGCGACGACAGUGGCUCCACCACCACGGCCACGGACGCCCACAAAGGAGGCAGCCCGGCCAAGAAGAGCAAAAUGAUAACGAAAAAGAAAACGCGCACUAUUUUUUCCAAGAGACAGAUUUUCCAGUUGGAGUCUACCUUCGACAUGAAACGCUAUCUGAGCAGCGCAGAGCGCGCCUGCCUCGCCAGCUCUCUCCAGCUGACGGAGACCCAAGUGAAAAUAUGGUUUCAGAACCGCAGGAAUAAAUUGAAACGGCAAAUCUCGACCGAAAUCGACGGACCCGUUACCGAUUUCCCGGAGACUGGAAAGCCCGUGGUGGUGGGGCAGCUCCCGGCCUUGUACAAAGAGAGCAACCUGCUGGGGAGAUGCCUGCUGCCCAUGCCUCUGCCCGUGGUGUACCCGGGGAGUAGCACGCCUUACCUCUGCUUCUCAAACGCCAGCAAGUACUUCAGCCUGUAUGACGGGGACGUAUGA
Seriola dumerili (greater amberjack) is the source of this 829-nucleotide messenger RNA. It is a transcript of the gene hmx4, whose product is annotated as homeobox protein HMX2-like. The transcript is spliced from 2 exons. The record is from RefSeq and is a predicted model, not a curated record. Gene Ontology annotation, biological process: regulation of transcription by RNA polymerase II. Bases 32 to 829 code for a protein of 265 amino acids. Gene Ontology annotation, cellular component: nucleus. NCBI's taxonomy places the organism in Eukaryota, Metazoa, Chordata, Actinopteri, Carangiformes, Carangidae. Gene Ontology annotation, molecular function: DNA-binding transcription factor activity, RNA polymerase II-specific; RNA polymerase II transcription regulatory region sequence-specific DNA binding.